Molecule: messenger RNA, 1545 nt
Organism: Pteropus alecto (black flying fox)
Lineage: Eukaryota; Metazoa; Chordata; Mammalia; Chiroptera; Pteropodidae
Gene: HTR3A
Product: 5-hydroxytryptamine receptor 3A
Exons: 8
Coding region: 7-1545 (512 amino acids)
Biological process (GO): monoatomic ion transmembrane transport; nervous system process; regulation of membrane potential
Cellular component (GO): postsynaptic membrane; neuron projection; synapse
Molecular function (GO): extracellular ligand-gated monoatomic ion channel activity; neurotransmitter receptor activity; transmembrane signaling receptor activity
Source: RefSeq, a predicted model, not a curated record
CUCGCCAUGCUGCUGUGGGUCCCACACGCACUGCUUGCCUUGCUUCUGCCCACGCUCCUGACACAGGGAGAAGGUCUCCAGGCCCAUAACCUCUCCGAUCCUGCUCUGGGGAGGUUGUCGGAUUAUCUCCUGAGCAACUACAAGAAGGGCGUGCGACCCGUGCGGGACUGGAGGAAGCCAACCGCCGUAUCCAUUGACGUCAUUGUCUAUGCCAUCCUCAGCGUGGACGAGAAGAAUCAGGUGCUGACCACCUACAUCUGGUACCGGCAGUGGUGGAUGGAUGAGUUUCUUCAGUGGAACCCUGAAGACUUUGACAACAUCACCAAGUUGUCCAUCCUCAAGGACAGCAUCUGGGUCCCAGACAUUCUCAUCAAUGAGUUUGUGGAUGUGGGGAAGUCUCCAGAUAUGCCGUAUGUGUAUGUCCGGCAUCACGGUGAGGUCCAGAACUACAAGCCUCUCCAGGUGGUGACCGCUUGCAGCCUCGACAUCUACAACUUCCCCUUCGACGUGCAGAACUGCUCGCUGACCUUUACCAGCUGGCUGCACACCAUCCAGGACAUCAACAUCUCUCUGUGGCGCUCGCCGGAAAAGGUGAAGUUUGACAAGAGCAUCUUCAUGAACCAGGGCGAGUGGGAGCUUCUGGGGGUGCUGACCCAGUUUCGAGAGUUCAGUAUGGAAAGCAGCGACUGCUAUGCAGAAAUGAAGUUCUACGUGGUCAUCCGCCGGAGGCCCCUAUUCUAUGUGGUCAGCCUGCUGCUGCCCAGUAUCUUCCUCAUGGUCAUGGACAUCGUGGGCUUCUACCUGCCCCCAGACAGUGGCGAGAGAGUCUCCUUUAAGAUCACCCUCCUCCUGGGCUACUCCGUCUUCCUGAUCAUUGUAUCCGACACGCUGCCAGCCACUGCCAUCGGCACUCCCCUCAUUGGUAAGGCUCGCUCCUGGGGAAGAGCUCGGUGUGGUCUGGCUGAGGCCCCUUUCACCUCCCGUCUCUGUCAUCCCUCCUCCCUGCCUUGUGCUGGGUGUACAGGCAUCUACUUUGUUGUGUGCAUGGCUCUGCUGGUGAUAAGCUUGGCUGAGACCAUCCUCAUCGUGCGACUGGUACACAAGCAAGACCUGCAACAGCCCGUGCCUGCCUGGCUGCGGCGCCUCAUUCUCGAGAGAGUCGCCCUGCUGCUUUGCCUAGGGGAGCAGUCAACCUCCCACAGGUGCCCAGCCACCUCCCAAUCCACCAAGACCGAUGACUGCUCAGACAUGGAAAACCACUGCAGCCAUCUGGGAGCACGCGGGGACUUGGACAAGACCCCAAAGGGUAGAAGCGGCCCACCCCCACCACCUCGGGAGGCGUCCCUGGCAGUGCACGGGCUGCUGCAGGAGCUGGCCUCCAUGAGGCACUUCCUGGAGAAACAGGAGGAGAGCAGAGAGGUGGCCCGGGACUGGCUGCGUGUGGGCACCAUGCUGGACGGGCUGCUGUUUCGCAUCUACCUGCUGGCGGUGCUGGCCUACGGAGUCACCCUGGUCACGCUCUGGUCCAUCUGGCAGUAUUCCUAA